UUUCUGUGAGGUGAUUUUUGUGAUUUCGUUCGUGUGCGUUCGUUCUUGGUCGUUGUUAAAAAAAUCUUCCCAACUACACACUCCACUCCACACAAUUUUUUCCGACUUCUUCCAAACACCAAAAAAAGUAAAAAAAAAUCCAGUUAAAUUAAUAUGCAAUCGCUUUUCUUGCGUUCAGUUACUUCAGUAAUCGCAAGCAAUUCUGUUCGGCUUCAAUUAACACGCUCCAUAUCAAAAACUCUUGCUGCCAUGGCCCCAAUCAAGGUUGGCGAUAAACUUCCUUCAGCUGAUCUCUUUGAAGACUCACCGGCAAACAAAAUCAACAUUGCCGAUUUGAGUGCAAACAAAAAAAUUAUAAUUUUUGGUGUGCCUGGAGCAUUUACGCCAGGUUGUUCAAAGACUCAUUUGCCUGGUUACAUUGAAAAUGCUGAUUCGAUUAAAUCCGGCCAGGGUGUGAGUGAAAUUGUUUGCGUGUCAGUGAAUGACCCAUUUGUCAUGUCUGCUUGGGGUAAGGAACAUUCCGCUGGUGGAAAAGUUCGUAUGUUGGCCGAUCCAGCUGCAAAUUUCGCAAAGGCAUUGGACUUGACCAUCGACUUGCCACCUCUAGGCGGAGUUCGAGCCAAACGUUUCUCAAUGGUUGUUGAGAAUGGACAAGUUAAGGAGUUGAAUGUUGAGCCAGAUGGUACUGGUUUAAGUUGUUCUUUGGCCAACAAUAUUGGAAAGAAGUAAAUUUAGAAAUAAAUAUUACAUUGUAAAGCUAACUAUCCCUCAUUCCACAUCGCCUCAGAGUGGAAUUAAAAAGACAUUUAAAAUUUGAUUAUAUUCCUACUUUAGUAUUCUAGGGACCUGUUUUACAAUAUGUAAUUUUGUAUUCAUUCAUUUAGUUGGAAAUUUAUAAAAUUACAUAUUGUUUUGAAUAGAAACGAAAUUACGUGCUUUAUCCUUUAAUUGAAUAUAAUAUUCCUUUGCACGCAUUGCAGGUUUAUUUUUUUUAAAUUUUGUUUUAAAUAAAUAAAUAAUGCAUAUCGAUUUUA
Messenger RNA from Episyrphus balteatus (marmalade hoverfly), 1034 nucleotides. RefSeq names its product peroxiredoxin-5, mitochondrial (gene Prx5). The record is from RefSeq and is a predicted model, not a curated record. Gene Ontology annotation, molecular function: thioredoxin peroxidase activity. Gene Ontology annotation, cellular component: peroxisome; mitochondrion; cytoplasm. Gene Ontology annotation, biological process: cell redox homeostasis; hydrogen peroxide catabolic process; cellular response to oxidative stress. Lineage: Eukaryota; Metazoa; Arthropoda; Insecta; Diptera; Syrphidae. The transcript is spliced from 3 exons. Bases 154 to 729 code for a protein of 191 amino acids.